ACAGAGGGAUUAGAAAGAGAAAGCAGACACAUAGAGAAGAAGAGGAGAUAAGAGUUGCAGUGGGACAUCCAGUAAACUUGUGGAAAGACAGAGUGAGCAGCACAGGAAAGGCAAUACAGGAAUAGGAAGGGAAACGGGGCUUGUCCAACUGAGAGGAAGAGAGCGAGUUGUUGUUGUAGAAGAAGCUGGGGGGGACUGAUGGGAUGGCAUUGAUCUCUGGGAGCUGCUGCUGGCUCCUGGGCCAGAUGGCGUCUUGUUGCUGCAGACCGCUGCUCCACUCCUCUUGCUGUGGACCCUUCAUCAAAGUCUGCCUCUCCUCCUUCACAGGUCUGUCCCAGCCCGCUCUCUGUCUGCGCUACCGCUGUACUGUCAUGACUUCUACAUUCAGAUAGCCAGGAGCAUAUAGCUCUUAGAAACAACAUGGGUAACACACCUAGCCAAGAAGACAUCUCUCCUGCUGAGUUGGAUGCUCUUUGGAGGGAACCACCAUAUACUCUUGGGGAAGCACAUGUACACUUCUCAGGAAAUGACAUCAUGACUCAAGGUGAGAAGGAGGACGGUCCAAUGGUGGAGUCAGGUGAAGGCGGAGGGGAGCCUGACAGCUACUGGAAGAAGAAAGAGGCAUUCUUCAGAGGAAGUACUGUGUCACUCGGAGAGAAAUUCUCCUCAGAAAUUGAGCUGCUGUUCACUGGGAGGAGGCGCUCCAGCAUGGAUCCGGACCGGGCCCUACAGGAGGCGCUGCGCACCCGACUCCGAGUGGUGGAGAGCAACAGCCAGGAUGUGAUCCAGCUCUUUAAAGACUUGUCUGCACGGCUGGUGUCUGUCCAUGCUGAGAAGGACAGCUUCGUACUCACUUUCAAGACUGUGGAGGAAAUCUGGAAGUUUUCAACGUACCUAGCCUUAGGUUAUGUUGCUCGCUGCUUGGAGAACUUCCUGUGUGAUCAGUCCUUCUGGCUGGACCCAGAGCUGCUCAGCGACCUGCAGAUCAACGUGACUGUGGACGAGGAACAUCUGGCCACACUCUACCUGGGACUGUUACUCCAGGAGGGUUCCUUCUUUGCAAAGGCGCUUUUUACAAGAACUGAUAUGGAUGAGGAUGACGAAGAGCAGCUGGCGUUCAAUAAGAACGACUUGCUGAUGGUGAGGGACACGGGGCAGGACAACAUGUGGGAGGGCACAAAGCUCUCCACAGGAAACCACGGUCUGGUGCCGGUCAACUCCAUGCAACCGCUGCCUUACCCCUUCUAUCAGUGGUUCCUGAGGAAGUACCCUGGCAACGCUGGAUACUCGCCAGCAGAAAAGGAACUAUUUGAACAUUCUAUAGUGACAGGCUCCUGUGAAGCAAUAGUCGACUACAGUCCGGUGGGCAUGGAUGAGCUUCAGCUGAGUCAGGGGGACAUUGUGGAGAUCCAGGGUCUGUUGGUCCGAGGCCUGGCCGUGUUCAUAGGGACACACACGUCCACAGGUCACACCGGCUUCGUACACAAGGCCCAUGUGAAGCCUCUGGACUCCAAACCACUAGACAGACGGUUGGUCUUUCUGACGGAGGAGGAGCGGGCCAGUCUGGCUCAGGUUAAGCCCUGCAGCUCUGAGGCGGGGGACAGCAGCCUGCUGGAAAGACUCUUCUCCACUGACAUCAGCUCUGUGUACAGGCUAGACAGACUGGAUGAAACGGACUUCACGUACAUUAGGAACCGACCAAAACAUGAUCAUAAGGUUUCUGCGGGCGCCCGUCAGAGCGUAAUGUCAGAGAAAAGUGGAGGGACACCCCCGUACCAUUCCUCUCCUCGCACCUCCCUCUCCCACUCCUCCCCUCGCCUGUCUAUCUAUCAGUCCCACAAUCCUCUGCCACGAGAGGGGGAGCGCCUGUCCUUCACUCUGGUCGACACGUUCAGAGAACUGGACGAGUACAGGGAAGACCCGCCUCUCUUCGUGGAGGAGAACAGCUGGGAGGGGGAGGACUCUGAGUUCAGUGACCCCACAUUGACCCUGCUCAACCAUGAACACUUCCAGGAGGACUUCCUGCCUCUGUACGACCUGCAGUAUUCCUUCCUUUGGGUGACCUUUGGUGGUAAGACUGAGGACGAACUACCGGGUUAUCUAGAGAGUGUCAGGGAGUGUGCCAAGAGGUUGGGCUUGCACUGGGCACAUCGACGGGCAUGCUUUCUCCUGGGAAGACUCUGUGCCAGGAAGCUGAAGUUCUCCCAGGCCCGUGUGUACUACGAGGAGGCUCUCAGUGUUCGAGUGGACAGUUUCUCAGACACACCGUUCCUUAUCGCACUCUUCACCAACCUCACCUCUGUCUACCUGAAGCAGCGUAUGACUGACAAACUGCCCCAGACUCUGGAGAAGGCCAGUGCCCUGCUCCUCUGUCUCCCCUGCCACACCUUCACCUCUACGGACGAAGCAGAACUUCUUCACCUGCUCUUGAGGAGAUCAGUGGUGAUGGGGGACAAACACCUGGAGGCUCGCGUUUGCUACCUCCUCUCUAGCCUCUUCUUACUUCUCAGGAAGACUGACGAUGCCCUUCCCUUCGUUGAGCGACUCCAGUUUCUCUCUGUGACUCUUUCUACCACAGAGGGUCGUCCUAUAGCGCCUUUGGACCUCAACUGGCUCUUGAGUUGGCUCUAUAAUCGUAAAUACAUGCCUUACUUAGCGCUGGCUUCCCUGAGCCUGGACUCAAGACAAGACCACUCCCUUGGCGAUGCUUUCCAGAAGAUUGAGUUGUUUAUCAGGAACUCUGUUCGCCUGAACCCUUGCUGGAAGGAGGGAACUUCCCUGCUCCCUGCGCAGAUUGUGAUUUACCUCCAGCAGGCCCUGAUUAUUGCUGAGCAAGAGGAGGACCUGAAGACCCAGAGGGACCUGUGUCAGGGCUUGGCCACAGUCUACCAGCAGUAUGAUGCUCUUGAUAAGGCGGUGCGCUGUGCUCAACAAGCUGUGGAGACAGGAGGUCACAUCAAUGAGGAGGAGGGCUUUGAAGCCUCCGUGAUGCUUGGGUGGUUGUUGGUGUUGACGGGCCAGGCCGAGAAGGCCCAGAAUGUCCUACAGCCCCUGCUCACAUCCCUCCAGGGUACAGACAGUCCCACGCAGCGAGGAGUGAUCCACAACCUCUUGGCUUUGUGUCUGAGGCGGCAGGAUUGCAUCCCAGAGGCAGGCUGGCAUCUCUACUCUGCAUUGGUCAUCUCAAGAGAAAGUGGAAACCAGAGGAACCAGGCGCUGGCACUGGCCAACCUGGGCUGCCUGGCACUGGAUGUGGGGGCAUCUUUGGUGGCGGAACGCUUCUUGGUCAGAUCCUUGCGUCUUUUUCUGGAGCUUUGGGAAAGCCCCACAGACGAGGAGCAUGUUCAGACCUACCUUUGGCUGGGGCGGAGCUACAGAGACAGGAAGAAGAGUCAGGACAGCAGGGCGUGUUAUGAAAUGGGGCUACUAAUUGCACUUCAUGCCAGAAACUUACACAGUCAGAUGGUGGUGGCCAAGGUGCUGAGUCGGCUGUACGCCGACAUGCUGCUGUACGGCCAGAGUAUCGUCUACUAUGAGCACUGUGUGUCGGUCUCCAGAGAGCUGAAGGAAAAGAGACUAGAGGGGGAGUAUCUGGAAAUCCUCAGCAGCCUCUACCUCUCCCUCAACACUGAAAGAUCAUCACGUAAAUCCCUGGACUGCACCAAGCAGAGCCUGAGGAUUUCUAUCGAUUUGGGCAAGAGAGAGGAAGAGUCAGAGACCUGGCUGCAGGUGGGACGCAUCUAUUAUCUCAUCCACGAGGACGAGCUAGCUGAUAUGUACCUGCAGGCAGCAGUGAAGACAGCCCUGAGGAUGAAUGAUCAUCACUUUGCCAUGAGCAUCUACGAGGAGGCAGGAGACGUCUACUUUAAAGGCACCAGGAACAGAAUGGCUUCACUGCCUUUCUACAGGGAUGGCGGCCUGCCCUUUGCACGCAGCAUUAAGGACAUCCACUCAGAGUUCUGUUUGUUGAGUAAACUCACAGAGCUGUUAAUGAACCAGGGCGAGCAGGAGGAGGCUCUGCAGUACGCUACGCUGGCUGUGGAGGUCGCCAGCAAAACAGGUGUGCAUCUGCAUGAGAGGACAGCCUACCACCGGCUGGCUACAGUCUACUACAGCCUGCAGCAGUAUGAGAUGGCAGAAAACUACUACCUCAAGUCCCUGUCCUUCUGUCCACCCGUCAUGCAGGACCCUAAGGAGGCUCGCUACUUUACAAAUAUUUACUGCAGACUUGGCAAUCUGACACUACACAAACUGAAGGAUUCUUUUGACGCGGUGGGCUACUUCCAGUUGGCUCUGGCGGCGGCGCUGGAGGACCAAGCUAACCCCGAGGCUCUGUAUGUGGUGUACAUGAAGCUGGCAGAGAUCCACUGCAACCACAUGCCCGACGCUCAGCUGUGCCAAGUUUACAGAGACAGAGCACAGAGUCUGAAGAGAGUUCUGGCAGGAGAGGACGGCGCUGCUGAGAAAAACAUGGAGGACGCAGAGACACAGUCUGGUAGAGAAAACGAAGAAGAGGCCAAUGCUGAUAAGGAACAUACAGAAAGUUCUGUGAAGAGAAACAGCAUUAUCAUGUCUACACCGGAAAAAUGUGAAGAUAACUCCUUUCCAAGAACUUGUACAAUCCAUGGAGACACAGAGGAUAGAUGUUCGGACACUAAUGGGAAAAUAGAACACAGCAUUGAUUCGGGAAGCCUUUUAAUGAAUGCCUUCGGGUCUGAGAAAGAAACAAUCGGCAGUCAGUCGUACAGUGACAGUAUUCUUACGGAGUCCUUUGAUACAGCAAAGGAGCAGAUCUCAGACUCCAGCAGCUCCUCUGACACUCUACAAACUAACAGGAAUCAAACAGAUGGGAAAGACUUUGAUACUGACCACUUCAUGCCUAGCCAAACACCUGAAGAUCCAACAAGUGACAUCACAACACACAUAAACGCACAAAACACAGAUUCUGAUAUUCAGAAUGAAAAAAACACAACCGCUAAGGAAACAGAUGUGCAUGCAGAAAAAGAUGUCAGUGUUGAGGACAAUUGGUGUGAUACUGACUGAUAAAGAUGUAAGCAUGUAUGACUGCACAGAGAUAUAAGUGUGGGACUGAGAUGAUGUCUGGACACAGUCACGCAAUGUUCUUUACUGAUAUUUCCUCCAUCUGGUCACAUUUCUCUUGACCAGCAUGACUUCAACGUUCCAGUCACAUGGCACUUAUUGUAGGAAAGAUGAUGUGAUUACUGUUAAGUGUUCAGACAUUCAGUGACUCUAAAGCAUGUGCCUUUUGUACAAUAUAUUCUGUGGUUAUUAUUGUGCUUGUAAUAUACGUUUUCUAAAUGUAUGAUUUUGUAUCUCUGGAAGAUAUGACUGAAACAUAAAGAGGGAUGUUUUGUUUG
This is a messenger RNA of Notothenia coriiceps (black rockcod), 5378 nucleotides long. It is a transcript of the gene sh3tc2, whose product is annotated as SH3 domain and tetratricopeptide repeats 2. Lineage: Eukaryota; Metazoa; Chordata; Actinopteri; Perciformes; Nototheniidae. Gene Ontology annotation, biological process: regulation of ERBB signaling pathway; regulation of intracellular protein transport. The coding region runs from base 421 to 5043 and encodes 1540 amino acids. The record is from RefSeq and is a predicted model, not a curated record. The transcript is spliced from 22 exons. Gene Ontology annotation, molecular function: protein binding.